AAAUCCGAAUCUGUAAGAGUAUAAGACCCCUCCCUCCCAGUCAGACGCUGGUGAAUCUCUCAGAUUUGACCUCACAUCCGUCGCUUGUUCUUCUCUUCCAAAAUCAACGGCGGCGAUUGUCUCAGCCACCAUCUAGAACUCAGAAGUAGCACUGUUAUCAGAUGGCUUCCUUUAAAGCAUUCUUGAACAGUCCAAUGGGUCCAAAAACGACUCACUUUUGGGGACCUAUUGCCAACUGGGGAUUCGUGGCAGCUGGAUUGGCUGACAUGAACAAACCUCCAGAAAUGAUCUCUGGCAACAUGACAGCAGCAAUGUGUGUCUAUUCCGCAUUGUUCAUGAGAUUUGCAUGGAUGGUACAGCCCCGCAACUAUCUACUUCUUGCUUGUCAUGCCUCGAAUGAGACUGUUCAACUCUAUCAACUCUCCCGUUGGGCAAAGGGACACGGGUAUCUCGUGGGGAAGGAGAAAGAGAAGGAAGCUUCAUCCCAGUGACCUGAUGCUAGCUUUCCUGAAUGAAUCGAUUUGAAAAGAUUUUGCGUUUGAAUUUGCCGAUGCAUGAAUAAUUGAUUAUCAGAAGGGGCGUGUGAGAUAUUUGGAUUUGGAAGGAGUAGGACUGCGGAAAAGUCUAAACUAUUAGUUAAAGGCAUAAGGGUGGUUUUAUAUCCCCAAGAUUCACUGACCCAGAAGUCUUUAAACUUCAAGCAUAGGCGAAGGAUUUGUCCAUUAUGUUUUAUGCUGAAAUUCAAUUUAAUUAUAAAGAUUGGGUCAUGAAAAUUGGACUGUGAGUAUUUAGUCAUUGAAACUUUGAUUUUAUGUCAAUCAUUUUGACACCCAUUUCUUCUAAAUUAUAAUUUGAGCA
This is a messenger RNA of Gastrolobium bilobum, 858 nucleotides long. Its product is annotated as mitochondrial pyruvate carrier 1-like. NCBI's taxonomy places the organism in Eukaryota, Viridiplantae, Streptophyta, Magnoliopsida, Fabales, Fabaceae. The transcript is spliced from 5 exons. Gene Ontology annotation, cellular component: mitochondrial inner membrane. The record is from RefSeq and is a predicted model, not a curated record. Bases 162 to 491 code for a protein of 109 amino acids. Gene Ontology annotation, biological process: pyruvate import into mitochondria.